AUGGGCAAAAAUCUAAGUUCGACUCAGACCUAUUCACAUGUCGUCCGUAAACAACAACUAAUCUUCGAAAUCACUCACUAUACAAUAUUUGUAACGGAGUAUUGUGAUGGCGGUGAUUUAUUACGGAAAAUAAAGAAAUGUAAGAGGGUUCCGGAGCCAGAGGCCAAGCAAAUUUUUCGACAACUUGUCGAAGCACUCAUGUACCUACAAAACUGCGACAUCGUUCACCGCGAUUUAAAAUGUGAAAAUGUGCUUCUCGAUCGGAAUGAGAACGUG
Haemonchus placei is the source of this 276-nucleotide messenger RNA. NCBI's taxonomy places the organism in Eukaryota, Metazoa, Nematoda, Chromadorea, Rhabditida, Trichostrongylidae. The record is from the annotation of a GenBank genome assembly.